Molecule: messenger RNA, 1327 nt
Organism: Elgaria multicarinata webbii
Lineage: Eukaryota; Metazoa; Chordata; Lepidosauria; Squamata; Anguidae
Product: alcohol dehydrogenase 1-like
Exons: 9
Coding region: 107-1237 (376 amino acids)
Biological process (GO): retinoic acid metabolic process; retinol metabolic process
Cellular component (GO): cytosol
Molecular function (GO): zinc ion binding; all-trans-retinol dehydrogenase (NAD+) activity
Source: RefSeq, a predicted model, not a curated record
UCCAGGUUCAACAAAGAAGCCCCAUUCUGCUACGCUUUUGCUCUGAAAGAAUCUGGAGAUUGGGGACCGUCAUUGUUUCAAUUUCCCAAAGGAGCAGUUGGGACAAAUGGACACUCAUGGGAAAAUUAUAAAAUGCAAGGCUGCAGUUGCCUGGGAAGUAGGCAAAGCACUUUCGAUUGAAGAGAUAGAAGUUGCUCCACCAAAGUUUCAUGAAGUUCGUGUGAAGAUAAUUGCCACGGGGAUAUGUGGGACAGACAGCCAUGUUCUGACAGGUUCAUUCCCUCAAGUAGAAUAUCCUGUUAUUCCAGGCCACGAAGGAGCUGGAAUUGUAGAAAGCAUUGGUGAAGGAGUGACAUGCUUGAAACCAGGAGACAAAGUCAUCCCUCUUUGUCUGCCUCAGUGUGGAGAAUGCAACUCAUGUUUAAAAUCUAACACCAACUGUUGCCUGAAAACCCACCUCUGCGAACCACAAAACCUGAUGCCGGACAAAACCAGCCGCUUCACCUGCAAGGGGAAGCAAGUUCACCAUUUCCUUUGGAUCAGCACUUUCUCAGAAUAUACCGUCAUGCCCGACUCUACUGUUGUUAAAAUUGAUGCUGCCGCUCCUCUAGAUAAAGUCUGUCUUUUUGGUUGUGGAUUUUCCACUGGUUAUGGAGCUGCCCUCAAUACAGCCGAGGUCACGCCCGGUUCCACCUGUGCCAUCUUUGGUUUGGGAGGAGUCGGUCUCUCCGUGAUCAUGGGAUGCAAAACGGCUGGGGCAUCCCAGAUCAUUGGGAUUGACAUUAACAAAGAGAAAUUUGUAACGGCAAAAGAAUUGGGAGCCACAGAAUGCCUUAACCCUCAGGAUUACAAGAAGCCCAUCCAGGAAGUGCUGGUGGAAAGGACAGGGCAUGGUGUGGACUAUGCCUUUGAAGUCGUUGGAUGUUUGGAUACAUUGACUGCUGCUCUGGCAUCCUGCCACAGAGGCUGUGGAAUCUGUGUGAUGGUUGGUGUGCCUCCUUUAGGCUCUUGCCUCUCCUUCGAUCCUAUGCUGCUUUUUACCGGACGCACCUUGAAAGGGAGUUUCAUAGGAGGCUGGAAGAUGAAAGACUCCAUCCCUCAGUUGGUCUCCAGUUAUAUGGAGGGGAAAUUUAAUCCAGAUGCUUUAAUAACCCACACUUUGCCAUUCAGCCAGAUCAGGGAAGGGUUUGAUUUGCUUCACAUUGGAAAGAGCAUUCGUGUUGUCUUGAUAUUUUAAGUUGACGAAGCAACUCAGAUGGCUUCACCUAGAACUUCUCAUGAAGAAGGCUCUCUUCCUUGACUGUUUCUGUGUGUGUGUGUGUGUUUU